This is a messenger RNA of Trametes versicolor FP-101664 SS1, 1803 nucleotides long. Its product is annotated as oxalate decarboxylase. The transcript is spliced from 16 exons. Lineage: Eukaryota; Fungi; Basidiomycota; Agaricomycetes; Polyporales; Polyporaceae. Gene Ontology annotation, biological process: oxalate metabolic process. Bases 343 to 1803 code for a protein of 486 amino acids. The record is from RefSeq and is a predicted model, not a curated record.
GCGCAUGUCGCGCGUCUUCCUUCUCGCUUGUUCUACGCUGCGAUGCCCUUGAUGGCGCGGAGCUUCUGCCACCGACACCACCCGAGUCCUUGCGUCUGCUGCUGCUGUCAACCGACCCCCUCUUCGCGACGCCCUCUGGUCUGACCCUGCGGCUGUCCGUUUUCCCCCGCGCCAUUCAUUUGCGCAGGAUGCGCCUUGUGAUACGCGACCCGCCUGACGAGGUGGGCCUUGUCAGACCCAUUUUCGGGUUUCUACGCCAGCUCCGGUAUAUAAGGGAGGCGCGUGCAACUGGAAAGGGUCAGCUCGCUCAGCUCUCCCGCUCUGCAUCUGUCUAGCUUCACCAUGCUCACCUUCAGCAAGGCAAUCCUCUGCGCAGUCCUCCUCGCCAAGUAUGCGUCUGCUGCACCGGCCGCCGCGUCGUCCGGCAUAGCGAGCAGCGCAGCCGCUACAGCGAGCUCAGCGGCCUCCAGCGCCGCGUUUGCGUCGGCCAGCUCUGCGGUCUCCAGCGUGUUUGCGUCGGCCAGCUCCGCCGUGGCCUCCAGCGACCUCCGCUCCAGCAAGACAGUGGCCCCGACCAGCUCCUUCUCAGCUGAACCCGCCUCCGUCACGGUGCCAUUCGCCAGCGAUGACCCGAACGGCAUGUUGUGGGGCGAGGAUUCGACAACUGACCCGCAGGCCAUUCGUAACACGCUCGGUGCGACCAUCAUGGGGCCGCAGAACAUUCCGAUCGCGCUGCAGAACCCGGACCUCCUUGCGCCCCCUAGCACCGACGAGGGCAGCGUUCAGAAUGCUAAGUGGCCCUUCGCGCUGAGCCACAACCGCCUGCAAACGGGCGGAUGGGCACGUCAGCAGAACAUCGAUGUGAUGCCCAUCGCGAAGUCGAUGGCUGGCGUUAACAUGCGGCUCGAAGCGGGCGCGAUUCGGGAGCUUCACUGGCACAAGACUGCCGAGUGGUCCUAUGUUACCAAGGGCUCCGUUCAGGUGUCGUCCAUCAACAGUGACGGGCAAAACUACCUCGCCACGGCGUCCGCGGGCGACCUCUGGUACUUUCCUCCUGGCGUGCCGCAUUCGCUUCAGGCGACCGCCGAUGACCCGGACGGGACGGAGUUCCUGCUGGUCUUCGACGACGGCGCGUUCAGCGAAGACUCAACCUUCCUGCUCACGGAUUGGCUUGCACACGUCCCGAAGGAAGUGCUCGCGAAGAACUUCAAGACCAAUAUCUCCGCAUUCGACCACAUCCCGGCGAAGCAGCUCUACAUCUUCCCGAGUGCGCCCCCUCCGGACAACGCCCAGGCCCCGUCGGACCCGCAGGGUCAGAUCCCCAGCCCGUUCGUGUUCCACCUGUCGCAGGUGAAGGCGACGGAUCUGGACGGCGGCUCGGUCAAGGUCGUCGACUCGACUACCUUCCCGGUUGCUCAGGCGAUCGCCGUCGCUGAAGUCACUGUCGAGCCCGGAGCGAUGAGGGAGCUCCACUGGCACCCGACUCAGGACGAGUGGACUUACUACCUCGAGGGCCAGGGCCGCGUGACGCUCUUCGCAUCCAGCAGCAACGCGCGCACGUUCAACUACGAGGCGGGAGACGUCGGCUUCGUGCCAGCCUCCUUCGGACACUACGUCGAGAACACGGGCAACACCACGCUCCGCUUCCUCGAGAUCUUCAACACGAACCGCUUCGAGGACAUCAGUCUCAGUCAGUGGCUCGCGCUCACUCCGCCUGCCCUGGUUAAGGCGCACCUGGACCUCGACGACGAGACGAUCGCUAACCUGAGCAAGACCAAGCUGACCGUCGUCGGCCCCGCCUAA